Molecule: messenger RNA, 2102 nt
Organism: Owenia fusiformis
Lineage: Eukaryota; Metazoa; Annelida; Polychaeta; Sabellida; Oweniidae
Source: the annotation of a GenBank genome assembly
UGGAAAACUACCAAAAGGAAACAUAUAUGACACGAUCCACUUCAAUUAUGGCGAAAAUGCUAAAGUGAUUGAAAAACUGAUUUUACAGAAGUAGACGGCUUCCUAAGGAAACAGCAAUAUGUACCUCAUAACUUGUUUAAGAGGAGGGAGGGCCAUUAAAAUAGGAGGUUUUAUUAUGACAUUAACCACCCUCCUUUGGUUGAGUACAAAUACAGACAUUGAAGUAUACAGAGAAAGGAGAGUGCGACGGGAAUCACAAGAUUACGAAGUCUACAAAAUAGACAUCGGUGAAAAUGGAGACCUCCCAUUAGAUUCGGAUAUCAGUAGAAAAAUGGAGAAGAAGGAUAUCGAGCAUGUGGAAAUUGUGGAUGAUGGCAAACUAAAGAAUAACAAAAAAGCUAGUCCGGAAAUGGGAAGUAAAGAAAUGGCUCCUAUUGUACCCGAAGAUGACUCGCCUACAAUGUCUCCAUUAGCUCGAAAACCAAAAAUAAUGAUUCCAAAACAAUUUAGAAAAAUGAUAGAAUCCAAUGCCAAUAUGUACAAAAAAGAUCUGAAGGGUAAAAAAUUAAAUAAGGCGUACGAAAAGGAGUUGCAUACGCUAUUUUCACAGACCAACUACACUAGAUGCAGUCGACUGAUAAUCGAGGCUGGGCUGCGACAUGAUGUUAAAUAUUUCGCUUUCCCAUAUAAAUACGAACCAUCUCCAGUUGAUGUCACCCUGAUGUCUCAUCUAACACUUAACAGGGGCUAUACGAGGAUCGCGAAGAUACUUGCAGCUUGGCCAGGCCCUGUAAGUUUCACAGUUUUUGGGACCGAUGAGGAGAUUAAAGCAUUUCUUAAGACCAAGCAUACUUGGAAACGAAAAAAUGUUGGGAUUCAUGCCAUAUACCAGGGCAACGAUACGAAAUAUUAUCCCGUGAACUACAUGAGAAACAUUGCCUUGUAUGCAACGAACACCUCACACGUAUGGAUGAUAGAUGCUGAUUUUACUCCCAAUCAGGAUGCCUAUAAGCUCAUCAAGGGCUAUAUUCCUCAUUUCAAUUGGACUAAAAAGCCAACGGCGUUGGUGUCACCUGCGUUUGAGACGUAUCUGCCAGAGGGCGGAGUGCCCGCCAAUAGAGCACAGUUGAUGAUAGACUUGAAAGAUCACGAUAGAAUAGAGACAUUCAGCUUCAGAAGAUGUCCCCGGUGCCAUAAUAACACAAACUGGCCCAUGUUUUUUAAUAGCACCAAGGAAUACAAGAUCAAGGGUGGAGGGACUUUCGAGCCUUACCUCGUUGUUCACAGAAAGUCUAUUCCGGUUUAUGACGAACGAUUCGUUGAUAGACAUUGGAAUAAAAUACUCUACGACUACGAACUUUAUGCAUUACAAUAUGAGUUUUAUGUGCUACCCGAUGUCUUCAUCGUUCACGAGCCACACGAACGUAUUCAACAAGCUCAACUGGAAUUCGAGUGCUUAGAUGUAAUUGGGAAAGAAGUAAAAAGGAAGUUACUCCUCAAAAAGAAGGACAUUGAACGAACUAUAAGAUUAAGAAAACGUAGUAAAAAACGGAAAAAGACACCAUCGGCAUCAAGAUCUAAAAGAUAGAAUUUUUUUAAAUGUACAUUGAGAGAUUACCCUAUAAGAAGCUCAGUAUAUUGGGAUUAUCCCGGGGCGAAUAUGAUAUAUCUACCCGCGAGGGCCGUAAACGAUAAUCUCAAUAUCCUGAACCGACUAUAGGAUGAUCUGUUUAUCCCAUACCAAUCUUGUUCAUUUGGUGUUCUGGUGUUGGAAUAUUCAUGUUCAGAUUCGUUUCCAUGGCCGUAUGUAUAACAUAUCUGCCCGGGAUAAAUAUGUAUAUAUUAUAUUAAAAACUAUAUAGUCAUUUCAUAUAUUUCAAGCAAUUCGAGGACGUCUAUCUCACCCGGGCACCACAAGUACAAGCCCUAUAAUAUGGCACCUGAGCGUCGUGAUGUCCAAAGGGCUAUCAGCAUUAUUUUAUAUACUGUAUUCAGUUUAGUAAGAAAGGAAAGAGGGAGGUGGUCAAAAAUAUCAGCUAUAUGAGAUUGGGAAUAUCAUAAAAGUGAUACCGGUGCUACGUUUUUUUAGUGCAAUUGUUUUU